Molecule: messenger RNA, 1500 nt
Organism: Nanorana parkeri
Lineage: Eukaryota; Metazoa; Chordata; Amphibia; Anura; Dicroglossidae
Exons: 13
Coding region: 76-1500 (474 amino acids)
Source: RefSeq, a predicted model, not a curated record
CAGAGGCAACUUGAGAUACCCGAGGGAAAAAAUAUAAGUCGCUGGAACUGACUAUUCAAGUGCCAAGCCUCAGACAUGGGGUGGACAUUUUUUCUUCUAGGAAGAAGCUACAUGCAAACCUGGCAACCUGAAGCCAGGCUACUUAAAAGUACAUUGUGUCGCACUUGUAUGAGGCAAUUUUCAUCAAGUUCUGUGGUACAAAACUGCCCGCCUUCUGAGAAACGAACCUCGGUCAGAAUAGGAUGUGCGUCCGGAUUUUGGGGUGAUACUGCAGCUUCAGUUCCACAGCUUCUUUAUGGAGGAAAAUUAGAUUUCCUGGUAUUUGACUACCUCUCUGAAAUUACUAUGUCUUUACUGACUGCUGCAAAAGCAAAGUCACCUAAUUUAGGAUUCACUCCAGACUUUGUGCAUACAGCUAUGGCACCAUAUCUGACUGAUAUUUAUAAAUCAGGUAUUCGUGUGGUGAGUAAUGCGGGAGGAACCAACCCCCUGGCCUGCAGUGCUGCUUUGCAAGAAAUUGUAAAAAAAUUGGGUCUUGAUAUGAAAAUUGCUGUGGUUACUGGUGAUGACUUAAUAAAGCAGAAAGACGCCUUCAAGACAGGGGGAAUCACUGAAAUGGAUAGUGGGAAGCCGUUCCCAGAACAUAUUCAGAGUGUGAAUGCUUAUCUGGGAGCAAGACCAAUUAGCAGGGCUCUGGAUCUUGGAGCAGACAUUGUUAUUACUGGAAGAUGUGUGGACAGCAGCCUCGUCUUGGGACCACUAAUACACACUUUUGGAUGGAAGAGAAAUGAAUUUGACUUACUCGCAUCUGGCAGUCUAGCUGGUCAUCUAAUAGAAUGUGGUGCCCAGUGCACUGGAGGAAUAUACACAGACUGGCAUCUGGUACCAGACUGGCACAAUAUAGGAUUUCCAAUAGCUGAAUGCACCUCAGAUGGGAAUUUCACCAUAUCAAAGCCAAGAGAAAGUGGAGGUCUUGUCUCCUUUGGCACGGUUGCAGAACAAUUAGUUUAUGAAAUUGGUGAUCCUGGACACUACAUUCUGCCAGAUGUUUCUUGUGAUUUUUCCAAUAUUACUAUUACUGAAGUUCAAGAUGAGGAGGCCGUCACUGUCAAUGGAGCAAGAGGAGUCCCACCAUCUUCAUUAUAUAAGGUGUGUGCCACAUAUCUGGAUGGAUUCAGAGCCACAGCUGUAUGUACUGUAGUAGGACCACGAGCAGCAGAAAAAGGAAGGCGUACAGCAGAAAGCAUUUUGAGAAGAACUCGAGAUAUGUUCACUCAUCUUGGCUUGGAGGAUUACAGCGCAGUACAUCUUCAAAUAAUCGGUGCUGAAGAUUCAUAUGGACCACAUGCUAGAGGAAAAGAUCUUGCUCGUGAGGCUGUCGUUUGGCUCGGUGUUCACCACAAGCAGAAAAAAGCACUGGAAAUCUUUGCAAGGGAGAUUGCACCUGCUGGCACUGGAAUGGGUAAAUGUGUUUAUGUACUUUCCAUGGAGAACAAUUAA